AUGCGUCUGGCGCUGCAGAGACUUCUGGCAAGCCCUCCUGCCGGGUCUGUAACACGUAGUGCCGUGCACUCAAAUGGCGACGGCUUUUGCCAGCGCUACUCCCCCCCGACUCCCACUCAGGGACAGUCGAGGAGAUAUGCAACCAAAAAGAACGGAAGAGGGCAGCCUCCAGGAUCCGAAUCCAGGACUAUCCAGAUCCGGAGGCUCCCAUCCGUGACCAAGGCCGAUAGACACGCCGAGGGAGCCAUUGAACGCAAUUGGCCCGAUGUACCAAAAGCGUGCGCACGCUUGCCCGAAGCUCAAAUAUUCGACGGCGUCGAGGGGGCGGGGCUUUCCCGAUCGACAGUCCAGCCGGAUCUCCCGAUACUCCCGGGGACCCAACACGAUCUUCGCAGCGGCAAUCUCAGCUCGAGCAUCCAAUCGCGUCUGCCCAUCGAGGCCAAAAGGGACACCGAGAGCUGGAGGAGUCGCUUGGUGACAUUGGAGCAGUAUCAGUACGAGUCGAAUCUUGAAGCGCCGGCUGUCCACGGUCCGCGCCUGGUCGACGACCCGUCACACGCUCGGGAUUGGGAACUAUGGCUGGAGCUGAUUGUCUUUCGGAAACGACAUCAUGGCGCCGAAGGUACGGUAGCGGUAUACAUGGAGAUCUUUCGACGGGACCUGCGACUACCGACACUGGGAAAUGUAGCAAACCAGCUUUGGGACCUUUUUAUUCGGGCAGGCUUUUACGAUUCUAGGUUACUCGAAGAUAUUGUCACCUAUGCUGUAAGUCUAAAGCGGUCUACGGGGAGAUCUUGGCCGGGGAUGUACUAUGGCAUUGUCUCCGUUGUACUGAAAAAGGACCCGGAUUCAGCAUACCGUUGGCAUUUGAAGCUCAGAAAUGAUUUCCCCCCUUCGCUUGGAGAUUACAAAAGGAUAUUCAAGCUGUCCCUUGACUGGGGUAGCUCCGGGCACUUUCAAGGCUUGUACAGGGAUCAUCCCAUACCCGGGAUGUACAGGACCGUUAUUUGGCAUCUAUGCAAGUCGCAAAUGUACGACGAAGUUCUCAAGUGGAAUGACCUUCUUUAUGACGCCAGGGACUUUCCUACGAUAUUCACUGACAUCAAACCCUUGCUCGACCAUCUCGCUUACAUUGGUGACGGACCUCGGCUUGAAAAAAUCGUCAGAGCGCUGAGUGAAGCCAAAGUCGGGAUCUCGAGUGUGGCCGAAAACUUUGUCCGAAGGGACACGGCCAUCAGUCGUGAAAUCUUGAAUCGACAGCUUGGUGAAGUUCAUGGAGUUGGUCCAAAACAUUUGAGCGACAGCUUCUGCGCUAGGCUUUUCGCUACGCGGCUUUUCUCCGUUGACACCGUCAUCAGUGGUUUGCAAAUCGUGGCCGCAGAAACAAUUGGACCUCUUUCUUUGAGGGAGAUCGCUGUCAGAGAUAACUGCGAUCCUGGCGCCAUCUGUCAUCAUACUGAUCGUCUUAAAAGUGCUGGAAUAUCUCUUGACAGUACUGUGUUUUGCACUCUUGUCCGUAGUUUAGCCAUGGAGAACAAGCGAGGAAUCUUGAAGUCCGUCGUGGACUGUGACCUUCACCCGGAUACAUUUGGAGAUGUCGACCUUCAGGAACGAUUACUCGCCCAGUACUGCGAGGAGAACGACCUGAUGAAGAUUGAGCGAACACUUGCUGUGCUCACCGCCGGCUGUGAGGUGAAAGAACUGCAAAUGGUACGGAUGAACUUGAUUCUUCGCUGUCAAAUCACGCUUGGGAGGCGAAAGAAGGUGCUGGCGACGCUAGAGGAAUUGAAGCGAUUGGGCAUACCGGUCAGCGCCAGAUCUAGCAGGCACCUGCGUGUAUGCUGGCUUUCGAGGAGACAGGUUGGGCGUGGUGCGGACGGAACACAGGAGUUGGCAAUCCUAAUCCAAGCGUCACGGAUGACUAUGCAAUCCGGCAACUUCGUGCCUAUCAUAGCUUGGAGAGAGAUCCUGCGACGCCUGGGCAUGGCCGGGCGCUUGACGGAGUUUGAGAAUCUGGCGCUUUGGCUGGUGGAUUGGUAUUCAAGCCCCGCAGCUAAGGCUGCCCUUCCAAAACGGCUACUGUUUUCUGGUCAUGGUGGUCAGACAUUAAUCGAGGGGGCUGUGUCGCCAGAGAAGUCUGCGAACCGCGAUCCUCAACGCUUAUUCAACACCCUAUUCACAACCGCGGCACGGCAUGCAAUCGUUGCUUGGGGCUUUCAACAUAUCAUGAAAUCUCGUAGAAAAUCGAGAAGGUCCAGGGAGGCUUCAACGGUAGAAGAUGUUCCUCGGUUCCGGUGGACAUGGGGUUUGCACCUGCUAUACAAACUGAGAAAGCGUGGGGUGCCCAUUGGGAAAAAUGAAAUUGCCCGAAUCUGCAGACAUCGACUCAACACUUUAUUCGGCACCGGGCUUUCGAAGCGGAAGAUCAACAGACGAGCCAGAUCAGAACAGAGGACUCUGGUGUCCUACACUGAGAGCGUGUAUAUCCAAAAGAUGGAAGAGAUUUGGGGAAAAGGGUUCUUCCGAGUAUGGCGCCAUGUUGGAAGAAAUGUGGAGGAACGGAUAGGACGAAAGCCCCGGGAUAAAUGGCGUAUAAAGAGAGCAGAGUGUAGGACGAGGACUGAUGACCUUGGAACUUACCGCGAUGCGGCAAAGAAGAUGGUAGCAAAAGGCAAGACGUAUGGAAAGAAGAAGGGUCGCGACCUUGCUUCCAUCUUCCUCGACCUGUCCAUCAGUCCGUCUAAGCCAGAUACGAAUGCAAUUGCGCGGGUCCUUGCCCCUACACCCAACAGCCAUAAUGAGCCGUUACUUGAACCGAAUGCCGCACCUGAAGGAGAGCAGGCCGCUGAGACUGCAGAUCAGGAUGACAACAAGGAGAACAGACCGAGAAGGAAGGCCUGGUUUGGCACAAAGCCAACGGGUGAGCUAUUGAAUCGACCAGUGAGCAUGGGGAACAAUGCUGACGAGUGUAUAGAACGGACGGUAAAGAGCCAUCAGCCGACGGAGAUCUCAGAACUUACGUCCAUUGACUUUGUGAAAAACGAGGUCGUAGACUUCCGAAAGUUCUGCAAAGGAUGGGAGAAAGGGGUCAAGCUUAGCAAAAUUGGCCAAGGAAGCUUCGCUACGGUGCUGAAGAUGGAGCUGAACGAUGAGCCGGGCCAAUAUAGCGUCUGGAAGCUCAUGCCACUUAAGCCCAGCAAAGGAAGUGGAUCUCGUCCGUACCACAAUCAGACUCUGAUCAAAGACGCAGCGACGGAAGUCAAAAUGCUGUUUGCUAUGAGCGACAUUCACGGAUUUGUUCAGUUUCGAAGCGCCCACGUUGUUAAAGGCUAUGUGCCAGAUCAGAUUGGGAAGGCUCAUGAGUCAUGGGCAAAGAACCUGCAUCCUAACGAUACAUGGUACGGAACGCACAUGAGCGAUGAAUAUCCGUCAAAAAACCAACUAUGGCUUCUGAUGGAGAUGACGGACGCCGGACAGGACGUUGAUUCCAUGCUGUGCACCGCACGUUUGGAAAAAAAGCUCUACUCGGUUCAAGAAACAUCGGAUAUGUUCUGGGGAAUUGCAGAGGCGUUGAUGCGCGGCGAAGCGCAGGCAGAAUUCGAGCAUCGUGACUUGCAUCCGGGAAAUGUAUGCAUCAAGAUACGCGAUGAACCAUUGGAUCUGACCACCGAGAACGGCAUCCCCAGAUUGUCCAAGCGCGAGGUAACAUUGAUCGACUAUACUCAAUCCCGCCUUACCCUCGAAUCCGGCGACGUGCUGGCAACCGCUAUAGAUGAGUCUAUCUUCCGGCAGAUCGAUGAUGACCCCGACGCUCAGAGGCAGUACGAUGUGUAUCGCAUCAUGCGAGACAUAGUGAAAAAGGAGAAGAAGCCGGGGGUCACUAUAAGUCAAAUGUGGAAGGAGUAUGUGCCAAUGACCAAUGUCCUGUGGCUGCACCACAUGUUGAGGGAGUUAAUGGCUGUGACCCGGAAGACAUCGGAAAGUCAGGAAGAUUUGGAUAUGAUCAUGGCUCUACUUAGCUUAGGAACCAAGCUCUGGCCAGGAAUUGCGGAGCGUUGGGAAUACCAUAGUGCUCGAGAGGUGGUAUGCGGCUUCCUGGCUGGCUGA
Molecule: messenger RNA, 4107 nt
Organism: Letharia columbiana
Lineage: Eukaryota; Fungi; Ascomycota; Lecanoromycetes; Lecanorales; Parmeliaceae
Exons: 4
Coding region: 1-4107 (1368 amino acids)
Biological process (GO): mitotic cell cycle; intracellular signal transduction; protein phosphorylation
Cellular component (GO): cytoplasm; nucleus
Molecular function (GO): histone H3T3 kinase activity; ATP binding
Source: RefSeq, a predicted model, not a curated record